CGUUGGCGCAGUUCGGGGGCUUUGUGUGGAGGAAGUGAGGUUUAGAGUGAAGCAUUCUGUGUAAAAUUGAGAAAAUUAAAAAUAAAUCAGCAACUGUAGUGAAUAAUUAAAUCGCACGGUCUCUUAGACGACGGCUUAUGCAAAAAUAACACUUGAAUUACUUUCAGAAGACCUUACAGCCAUUAUAUCACAGUGUCACACUGUUACAUUAAUGUAAAAAAGUUAACCCGGUCACAAAGACGCAAUUGGUAUUUAAAUCCGCCGUCGUUUCUAGACAGAAAUGGGGUUUUCAGAGAAAUCAAACCAGGCCCCGGAACCUAGGUACUAGGUUAAACAGCGGAGACUCAAACAACCAGGGAUAUUACAAGUUAUUCUAACUAGUAGGGUUUUUUUUUCCAGAUUGGAGCUCCGUGCUUUAACGAAGGCUUUACCCCGACUGUUACUUGUUACAUUGAUAGCGUAGGGAUAGUAUAAUCGGACAUAUAUAUUUUUGUACGAAAACGGAAUCUUAGACGCCGAUUAGAGUAAGUUUUCUAUUUUUAAACGAAGAUGGCUGUAGUCCUUUUAAAAGGCUUGGAUGCUGGUUUUAUGUAUUUUUACUGAACAUGUAACCUUAAUCAGAGAGAGGAAGUAUAGAAUCUACAUAUUUAAAAGCGAAACUGCAGCUGUUAAGACGUAUUGCAAGUGGAAGAUUUUUUUUUGGUCCUCAGAACAUUUUUUAACUCAAAAGAAAAGGUUGCCAAACUGAGCACUGAAUUUGUUGUAAAUACAGCCAGCUAUAUGUUUAUACCUCGUCUGUUUCUCACACCCCGAUGCUGCUAAAAUAGUAUUUUAUACAUAUAAAAACUGCAGAUCAUCAAUAUGUCAAACAACUCAAACGAAGCUCUUUUCUUGAUAAAAGAUGUAAAAGCCGGACUGAAAAACUUAAAUAUCGUCUUUAUUGUUUUGGAAAUAGGUCGGGUGACAAAAACAAAAGAUGGCCAUGAGGUGCGGUCCUGCAAAGUGGCAGACAAGACAGGGAGCAUCACCAUCUCUGUGUGGGACGAGCUGGGGAGCCUCAUACAGCCUGGAGAUAUCAUCCGCCUUACGAGGGGUUACGCCUCCAUGUGGAAGGGAUGCCUGACGCUGUACACUGGUCGAGGGGGUGACUUGCAGAAGAUUGGGGAGUUCUGCAUGGUGUAUUCAGAGGUGCCCAAUUUCAGCGAACCCAAUCAGGAGUUCCUGGCCCAGACAAACAUGCAGAACAAGACAGCCAAAGCUGAGCAGAGGAGUAACUCCCCCACCAACAUUGCAAAUUCAGGUACCCCAGUGCAGACAGGAAAUGGUUCUCAGCAGUCGUACUCUACCGCCAGCCCUGCUCCUAAUUCCAGGGAUCCUGCUUCCUCGUUUGGGGGUGCAGGGCGAGCUAACGGGCGUGUUCCAGGCAAUGGCUCUCCCUCGGCUCCCCCGGGGGCUCCACCUGGGAUCUCUAAACCGUCCGUCACCAUCAGCAACGGCAGAGACCCCCGUCGGGCCUCAAAGAGAUGAGAUGAGAUAUGGAAAACGCGCCAAACCAGCCUCCCUCUGCCCCAUUACUGCUGCCAGAGCCAGUGUUGAACUAUCCCACCCCUACACACCCUUGGCUAAAACUAUACACCCUACUUGAACACUUAAUGCACUUUUUGUCUUUUAAUUUAUCAUGAACCUUGAAAGGUUAUUGCUGUAAAUUUCAUCAGGAUUUUUAAAAUUCUCUAAAUGAAAUGCUUGAACUUGUGAAUUUUGUUUUUGUUUAAAAUGGAAUUUCGAAGCUGCUGCUUAAGUUUUUCCUCUUCUUGACCAAAAUUUUACCAGAAGUGACCGUGUUAAAAGUAGAGGUGGUUUGUUUUUUUUUUCUCCACUUUCAGUUUAGGCUACGUUAGGGGGCAAAACCAAUAAAGCCGCAACCAAAACGAUUCCA
Messenger RNA from Lepisosteus oculatus (spotted gar), 1936 nucleotides. RefSeq names its product nucleic acid binding protein 1a (gene nabp1a). Lineage: Eukaryota; Metazoa; Chordata; Actinopteri; Semionotiformes; Lepisosteidae. Gene Ontology annotation, biological process: mitotic cell cycle checkpoint signaling; double-strand break repair via homologous recombination; response to ionizing radiation. The record is from RefSeq and is a predicted model, not a curated record. Gene Ontology annotation, molecular function: DNA binding. Gene Ontology annotation, cellular component: SOSS complex.